GUCUCUCUCCUUAAGUUUCGCUCUCUCUCUAUCUCUGGCUGGACCAUCUUCAUCUUCAUCUUCAUCUUCAUCUUCAUCUCCGCCGGCGCUCAAAGCCCUAAAAUUAAAAACCCCCCGACCACCUGACCCGUGCACUCUUCCGCUGAUUAUUUAAUCCAAUUUCCAGUUUAUUCCCAGUUUUACCCCAAACCCUUCUCCUUCUCCCCUCCCUUUUCCCGCGUCAAAUUUCCCAAUCCUGUGCUCAAAUCCAGCCAGGUUCAUACUUCAGAGUCGCUGCGUCAUUCCCUGAAUUUGAUUGGCGAAAAGCUACGGGAGUUGCAAUUUUGAUUUGAAAUCAAGACGGAGUUUUCACCAGAUUAUAUCUCUGAUGAUUAACCAUCAUGAUGUUGUGAUGGUGUCUAGUCUGCUCGCAUAAUCUUCCUUCUCCAAAACUAACUUUGGGUUAAGUUACUCUAAGUAAAUGGACCGCUCUGACACUCAAGGAUUUGUUAGUGGAGGUGGGAUUUACUCCCUCAUCAAGUUAUAGCUCUAGUUUUGUGGCUAAGUUUCUUCAUCCCAGAAGUUAGGUGUGCUGUUUUGUUGCAAUUGAGAUUUGGUCCACAUAUUAAUAUUAGUGUUUUAGUUCAUCUAUUGAUACAUGGAGGCAAGGUUCCCAAAUGAAGGUUGUAAUGCUAAUUAUUUGGUGAAUGCAUUGAAGAUUUGGCCCAAUUUAAUGCAAGUUGGAGGUACGGGGGAUGGAUAUGGCAUGGAUACCAACUUGUGUCUUGACUCCCCUGGUUCUUCAAUCCCUUGCAUGUCCUCAAAGGGAAUCAAACGUAAGCGGAGUUUGAUGGAGGGAUCCUUGGGUGAUCAAGUUGGCUCCUCAUUGUCUCUUGGGUUAGGCCACUCUUCAAGUUCCUCAGACAGCAAAGUGAGCUCCACAACUGCUUGUACGCCAAUGUCUUCAGCCAAAGAAACUGACGAGGAAUCUGAUAUUGAAGUGGACUUCACUCUCCAUCUUGGCAACGAGAAGGCACUGAACUCCAAGAAAUGUGGCAAUUCAAAUAUGAAAGGGCUGGGACUGCAACCGAAGGUUGAUCUGGAAUUAAGUCUCACUACUGGGCCCUCUGAGUCUGUUAUAACCGGUGUCCAUCGGAGCAACUCUCCUCUACAAACAGGAAUGGAGAAUCUAAUAGCAACUGGUGGGAUCCAAAAUGCAGAUGAAGGAUCAACAUCCCUUUGCUGGAAACCAGGGAUCACAUUCCCACCGUUGCAGGUUUCACCAGCCAAUGAGGCUAGUAUCUUCUUCAAGGAGAUUGCAAGAACUAAAGAUCUACCUCCUGGUGUUCCACACCUGUCUUCAAGUGUGAUAACAACACCGAAAAGUUCUGUCACUGGUACUUUUGGGAGAACAAGACAGCAACAGCCACAACACCACAACUCUAGUACCAAGCCAUGUCAGGUUGAAGGAUGUGGAAGGGGGGCCAGAGGAGCUUCUGGCCGUUGUAUCUCUCAUGGUGGUGGUAGAAGGUGCCAGAAACCUGGCUGCCAGAAGGGGGCAGAGGGCCGGACUGUGUAUUGCAAGGCCCAUGGUGGUGGUCGGAGAUGUGAAUUCCUUGGCUGCACAAAGAGUGCAGAAGGUCGGACUGAUUACUGCAUUGGUCAUGGUGGUGGGCGGAGAUGUAGUCAUGAGGGUUGCACUCGAGCUGCCAGAGGGAAGUCUGGGCUGUGCAUCCGUCAUGGUGGUGGGAAGAGAUGCCAGAAAGAAAAUUGCACGAGGAGUGCAGAAGGCCUCUCAGGAUUUUGCAUCUCUCAUGGAGGCGGUCGUCGAUGCCAAUUUAUGGGAUGCACAAAGGGGGCACAAGGAAGCACAAUGUUCUGCAAAGCACAUGGAGGUGGGAAACGAUGCACAUACCAAGGUUGCACCAAAGGUGCUGAAGGGAGCACACCAUUCUGUAAGGGCCAUGGAGGGGGGAAAAGGUGUGCAUUCCAAGGUGGUGGGGUUUGUACAAAAAGUGUGCAUGGAGGAACCAACUUUUGCGUGGCACAUGGGGGCGGAAAGAGGUGUGCUUAUCCCCAGUGCACAAAGAGUGCUAGGGGACGAACUGAUUACUGUGUCCGUCAUGGUGGGGGAAAGAGAUGCAAGUUUGAAGGGUGCAACAAGAGUGCACAAGGCAGCACAGAUUUUUGCAAGGCACACGGUGGUGGGAAGAGAUGUUCUUGGGGCCAUCCUGGGUCACAAUAUGGCAACCAUCCUAAUGGUCCUUGCAACUCUUUUGCAAGGGGCAAGGCAGGUCUAUGUGCACUCCACAAUGGCCUGGUGCAUGAUAAGAGGGUUCAUGGGGGUAUAACCUUGGGACCUAUGGUCCAAGAUCCUAAACCUAAUAAGCUUGAGAAGAUGAAAGAGGUUGUCACUGCUGAGGACAUGAGUGUUGAAAUCAUGAAAAUGGGCACAGAGGCUCCAGCAGGCCAAACUUGGGCUCAUUGGGAACAAUAUGCAGUGCCAAAUGCCAAUGUUGCAGUGCCAAAUGCCAAUGUUGCAGUUGCAGAGGGAUGUGUCCCAGUUAUUGUUCCAGAAGGUAGGGUUCAUGGUGGAAGUUUGUUGGCAAUGCUAGCAAGCAGUUCUGGUAUUGGUUCAAGCAACAGCAAGGGUGUAGCCAGUGAGCCAUCAGAGCCAAGUUCAUCUUUCAGGAUGCCCAGGAGCUGGAUCUAAAGUCUGUUUUGCUGCUCUGUUUGCAAUCGGACUUUGAAAGAAGAAUGUUUGCUGUUCUCGCUUGUGUCCUUUUGCUUUAAGUAGUCUUAGUGCUGGAAACUCUUUGUUCUCAUCAUGUUUAAAUGGUGAGAACAUUAAGUUCUUUAAUUCCUCCGUGUGACAAUUCUAAUAUCAAAUUGGAUGUAGUUAGCAUUGAGUCCUGUCAUUGUUUUCCUUCCUGUAAAUAUUUAUAGAUGUCCAGCAAGUUGUUGUGAAUCAGGUUAGUCCCUGUAUGGUCAGUCAGUUUGUUGAACAUAAUGGUCACAAUAAAGCCCUUCUUGAUAU
Molecule: messenger RNA, 3016 nt
Organism: Rubroshorea leprosula
Lineage: Eukaryota; Viridiplantae; Streptophyta; Magnoliopsida; Malvales; Dipterocarpaceae
Source: the annotation of a GenBank genome assembly